Molecule: messenger RNA, 2185 nt
Organism: Perca fluviatilis (European perch)
Lineage: Eukaryota; Metazoa; Chordata; Actinopteri; Perciformes; Percidae
Gene: slc24a5
Product: solute carrier family 24 member 5
Exons: 7
Coding region: 237-1505 (422 amino acids)
Biological process (GO): intracellular calcium ion homeostasis; melanocyte differentiation; calcium ion transmembrane transport
Cellular component (GO): membrane
Molecular function (GO): calcium channel activity; calcium, potassium:sodium antiporter activity
Source: RefSeq, a predicted model, not a curated record
GGCUGGAGCGUGUUCAAGUCGGCUGGAAUGACGCGCAACUCGUGAUCCCCCAUUCUCUGUAGCGCCAGGCCUUAAAAGAUGCUUUCUCCCCCCAAUAAUCUCUCUCAGCAGCUUGUAGUCGUAGUGUAGUGUUAGAUGCAGCUUUAGCCUGCAAUUCUUUUCUUGCAAGCUUGUUAGAACGAAACAUAUGACUCCUUGGAAUAAUUGCUAAUUGUACUUUAGUUACUCAUAUAACAAUGAAUAAGGUUGCAGCUCUGCAGAGAAAGAAGAGGAAAGAUUUUAUACCGUACUUUCUAGGAUUUGUAAUAUUUUUAUAUUGCACGGUCCAUCUUGUAUCAUAUACCGCAAAAACAGCACAGGAAACCCACUCUACCAGGGUGCGUCGGGCUCUUGUGAAUGAGACAAAAUGCAUCUCAUCACAGUCCUCUGAGUUUCCUGGUGGCUUCUUCACGGUGCAGGAGAGGAAGGAUGGAGGGCUCGUCAUUUAUUUCAUGAUUAUUUUCUACAUGCUUCUGGCUGUCGCAAUUAUCUGCGAUGAUUACUUUCUGCCCUCUUUAGAAGUGAUCAGUGAACGUCUGGGACUGUCUCAGGAUGUAGCAGGAGCCACAUUUAUGGCAGCUGGGAGUUCUGCACCUGAACUGGUCACAGCCUUUCUGGGUGUGUUUGUAACAAAGGGAGACAUUGGGGUCAGCACCAUCGUGGGAUCAGCCGUCUACAACCUGCUAGGAAUCUGCGCUGCAUGUGGACUCUUGGCCUCUAUGGCCGGGCGCCUCACCUGUUGGCCACUGUUCAGGGACUGCCUGGCAUAUAGCAUCAGUGUUGCUGCUGUUAUUGCCAUCAUUUCUGAUAACAAGGUGUACUGGUAUGACGCUGCAUGUCUGCUUCUGGUCUAUGGCGUCUACAUCAUGGUUCUGUGCUUUGACCUUCGCAUCAGUGAGUUUGUCCUGAGGAAGCUGAGCCCUUGCUGCACCUGUCUGGGUAAAGGAUCCGAUGAGAAGACUGAGACACAGCCUCUGUUGGGCUGGAGCGACGAAACCAGUCUGCGAGUCCGCAGUCGCUCCAGAACAGACAGUGGGAUCUUCCAGGACGACUCGGGAUACUCUCAGCUGUCCCUCAGCCUGCAUGGCCUCAGUGAGAUUCCUGAAGCAGAGCAUAAAAGUGUGUUUGCUGUGCCGGAGAGCGACCUGAAACGGGUUUUCUGGGUUCUGUCUCUGCCCAUCAUCACUCUGCUUUUCCUGACCAUCCCAAACUGCAGGAGAAGGUUCUGGAAGGGAUGGUUCAUGAUAACCUUCUUCAUGUCAGCUGUCUGGAUCUCAGGUUUCACAUACGUGCUGGUGUGGAUGGUGACUAUUGUCGGUAAGAUCGUCGUUUUGAACUUUUGCAUUCUGCGAUGCUUCAGAUUGUAUAAAAUCAGUACAUUUCCUCAGUGUCUUUACUUUAGUUGCCAGUGUAAUCAGCCUGUCACGCACCAGGUUAUAGAACCUUUGUGGAUCACAAGUCUUUAAAACUUGUGAGAAAAAAUGUCUGAUUUGCAGAGUAGAAUCACAUGUUGGUCUGCUGGCUAAUUCCUGAGAUGCCAUUGUCAUGGAGGGUAAGGAGGGGGGUUAUUGUAGCCAGUGGGCCAAGUGCAUAACCAGGAUUACAGCCUGCUUCAUCCUUAAGGAAACAGUCAUGUGAGCCCUGGCUGUAUAUACAGAAGCAGCCACAGGCAUAGGUCCAAGAACAUAAAACUGACCUCAGAUCAGGCUGAAAGGGAAGCUUCAUCAUGUGACGUGGUAGGUCUACUGAAGUAUAAUGAGAUUAUUAUCCUGUAGUCGUCAGAUUGGCUCACAUGAGAGGAGAGUUUGGUCUUAUGAAAGAGCAGGCAUGGGACCGUGCAGGUAGAACUGAACAUACCGUAUAUAUGUGAUUAAGAAAGUUGGAAACAUUCCUGUCUAUGGUUCAAAAUAUGUGGUAAAUAUUUGGGUACCACUGGAGCUUAAAUACACCUUUUGGUCUUCUAUGGUCUAAGACAGUCCAAAAAAUAAAACAACUCUCUCUUUCAAAUCCAAAAACUAGAGCUUAAACUAAAAUGUGUGAUGCCAUCGAGUAUAAGGUGUUCUAUACUGUUCUAGACAAUGAAUUGGGAAAGAUGUUAUAGAUGCAUGACUGAUAUAUUUUUUUAAUUACCUUUUUAAAAAAAAUC